AUCCGCUUAUACACUCCUUCGCCUUUUGAUAUCCCAUACACGCACAUCUACAGCAAACUCCUUCUCCUGAGCGCCAUUCUCCUCUAGCAAAGCAUUGUAACCAUGACUAUCGAGAGCUACAGCAACAAAUCCCGCAAGGCCCAAACUACAACCAAGACAGGCGGCCUGAGCGGCUUCUUCAGCUCCAUGUUCCACUCCUGCUUCCCAAAGAACACAACCAAAAAUGCAACAUGGACCAACUGGGCCAAGAACCAGUCUUGUCGUCCCGCCGACAUCUUCUACCCCGAAACCCUUGAGGAUCUAAAGAAGAUCGUCAACAUGGCCCGCACGAAUGGCAAGAAGGUCCGAUGUGCAGCGUCGGGCCAUUCCUGGUCCUCUACGUCUGUCACGGACGGAUACCUGGUGGUCGUCAACAAGAUGGAGAAUGUGUAUAGUCCUGUCUAUUCUGAAAAGGAAAAGACCUGGACCGUGCAGCUCGAGACAGGUGUCUUGGUCAAGGACUUGGACAACGUGCUGAGGGACCACAACCCUCCAUUGACGCUGCCCUCGAACGUCGUAUUGGACUCUGUUCGCUAUGGCGGCGUUCUGAGUCUUGGCUGUCAUGGUGCCGCAACACACACCCGCACCCUUCCGGAUCUCGUGAGCGAGGUCACCAUCAUCGACGCCAACGGAAACCUGAACACGUUCUCACAAGAGAAAGAUGCAGAAGAAUUUUCAGCAGCCUGCGUCAAUCUCGGCCUACUCGGUGUCAUCUACAGCUACACACUCAGGGUCGAGCCCAUGUUCAAGUUGCACAUGACGGACACGUAUCCGCCUCUCAGCGACUACUUUGCUUCGCCUAAUUUGUGCGGCCCAAAGCUCAAGGCCAUGGUCUUGGCCAAUGACCAAACCGAGAUCUUUUACUGGCCCUUUAACACACCUGACCUGGGCGCUGCCAAUGAUCGCAUCUGGGUGAAGCAGUGGCAGCGUACCACAGUUCUGCCAGUUAGCAUCAGUAAAGAAUGCGAAGCCUUCCACAAGCUGAUUCAAGGGUAUGAGACUCAGUUUGGUGAACAUCUAUACGAAUUCAUGGCAAAGCAUCCCUCGAGCACACCAUUUGUCAACUGUCUACUGUUCAAGGCAGUCGGAAAUAAGGACGUAGAGCAGGUCUUAGAGGCGCCUGACGCGAUUCAUUAUCAGGCUGGGAUUGAUAACCUGCCGUGUGUGGAUUUGGAGAUGGCGUUCAAGGUCAACGAGGAUUUUUCGAAUGUGGUCAUUGCCUGGAACUACGUGAUUGAACAGCUAUACGAAUAUGCGAGCCGUGGCGAAUUUCCAUUCAACCUCACGCUCGAGAUGCGUUUUGUCAAGUCAUCUUCACUGCUCAUGUCGGCAGCGUAUGACACAGACCCCGAAGCGAUCUACUGCAUGAUCGAGAUUCUUUCGGUCAACAACACCAAGGGUUUUGAUGAGUUCUCGAGUAAGAUUGCCAAGUUCUGGAUGGACAAUUUCCGCGCAAGGCCGCAUUGGGCAAAGAUGUGGGAACAUGUACCGGGCAUUGUGCCCUAUCUCCGCCAGCAGGACAGCGAACGUUACGAUCGCUUUGAAGUCGUGCGUAGGAAGUACGAUCCUAAUGGCAUGUUCAUGAACUCGACCUUUGCCGGUGUAUUAGGCCAUUAGAAACAAAAAAAAAGAUAUGCGAGAAUUUAUACCGCUUAAUACAUGACCAUUGCACAUACAUUUCGCAGCCCAGA
Messenger RNA from Gamsiella multidivaricata, 1730 nucleotides. RefSeq lists its product as uncharacterized. The coding region runs from base 103 to 1656 and encodes 517 amino acids. Gene Ontology annotation, cellular component: membrane. Gene Ontology annotation, molecular function: D-arabinono-1,4-lactone oxidase activity; FAD binding. NCBI's taxonomy places the organism in Eukaryota, Fungi, Mortierellomycota, Mortierellomycetes, Mortierellales, Mortierellaceae. The record is from RefSeq and is a predicted model, not a curated record. The transcript is spliced from 5 exons.